Messenger RNA from Dichomitus squalens LYAD-421 SS1, 3178 nucleotides. RefSeq lists its product as uncharacterized. Bases 191 to 2830 code for a protein of 879 amino acids. Lineage: Eukaryota; Fungi; Basidiomycota; Agaricomycetes; Polyporales; Polyporaceae. The transcript has 3 exons. The record is from RefSeq and is a predicted model, not a curated record.
GCUGUUUGUAUAUGAAUGUGCAUGCUGAACGAGAAACCUAAUACUCCUUGACAGCAGCUGCAGCACCUUUUGCCGCUUUCUGACCGUCCCCAUCGUAUCGCGCUUCUACCUCCGUUGAAGGCCUGCCCGCCAUUAUUUCCCAUAGUUCUUUCUCAAGAACACCGUCGCGCCAUCCGCAUACUCUUCUCAAAUGCCUCUCGUUCGUUGCAAGGUGAGCCUCCCCAUCCUCCUACUAAUCGCGGACUCUAACCCCCUCCCAUGCACAAUGGCUAACCGACGUGAUUCCCGCUCCCGCCGCCCCCGUCCCGUCCCACCCGACCGACAGUGGUACGACGACAACGGCGCGCCGAUCAACGGCGGCUGCCGUUUCGGAACCAACUGCGACUUCGUCCACCCGAGCCAGGCGCAGUGGACCACUGCCCCGAAGCCGAGGCAGGGCUACACUGCGAACCGGAAGCGCGGCGCGGGCGACAGGGACGGGGACCGCAGCAGAGGACGCGGCUGGGACAGGGACAGGGACAGAGACGGGGACGGGGGCGAGUCGGGGCGGAGCACGGGCAGGUUCCCGGGUACGAGCACGAACGCGCUCCCGGUGGGUCCGCGGAGGAGGGAGUCGGAGGUUGGGGCGGCGUCUUCUUCUGGGUGGGGCGCUGCGCCCGUCGGGGGGCAGGCGUGGGGGGAGGAUGGUGCGCAGGCGGGCGCGAGUGCGGGUGCUAACCCCCCGGCGGCGGCGUCGUCCUCGUCUGCGGGAGCAAGCUGGGGCAACCCGUCCGACUGGGGUAACCCGUCGGCCGACUGGAGCAACGUAUCGAGCGGCUGGGGCGACGCAUCGAACGACAGUAACCAAGGAUGGGGCGGCGGCGACGUCGACUUCUCGUCGUGGGCGGAUCCAGACCCGGCCACGGCCCCGGCCCCGCUCGACUCAUCCACUAGCGGGAGGGGGGUGCCACCGCAGCCUCCUUCGACUGCAGAAGCACAAAAGGGAUGGGACGUCUCGGCUCCUACAAAACCUCCAGAACAUCAAGAGCCCGUGAGACCGACCGUUUCCACGUCGUCGAAAGGCAAGGAGCGGGAAAGGGUCGAGAGCCCCGUUGCGAUAAGCCCCCAGAUCGCGUUCCACACUCCUCAGGCGGAGUUUACGACACCAAGAACGCCCCGCUCGCCGAACCCGACUCGUAGCCCAGAGGAGCCCCGCGGGCUCCAGUAUCAACGAAGGAACACAUCUUUGGCGGAUUCUGGACCCGCCGCCUCUGCAGACGACCAGGCCAUGGCGACAAAAGUCGCGAGUCAUAUGCGGAACGAGCGCGAGGGGUUGCGCAUGUCCAGCUUUGGCGUGCCCGUCUCGACUGCGAGCGCCGGCCCCGCAGGGGCGUCCUCGUCCAAACCGAACCCGUUCGCCUUUCCGCAGUACACCCCUGCAGAGAACAUGCAGGUGCAAGAGCGGGGGGGGCUCCUCAUUGAAGAGCAAGACACAGACAUGGCGGACGAGACUGGUGUCCCUGCAGCACAGGAUCAGGCAAUCCCUGAGGGUCUCAAAGCUCAAUGGAAAGACUUUACUCGCAACCUCUCAAGAGCCGUCACGCUGCAGCUGGAGUUGCGCACUCAUGAAGACAAGCGCGAGAAGCAGCGGAAGCUCCAACACUCGCGCGCGUACCAGAGCGGGUCCAUGGUCGACGUGCACCGCAGACUCGAGAAGAUGCGUGCGAACACGGAGAGCACGAUCGCGGAGAAGCGCAAGCACUUGGACGCCUGCCUCGACAAGCUCGUGCGCUACCCGCUCCAGGGCCUCCCCGUGCCCUCCCCGGAGGACAACACGCGCGAGAACGAGCUCCAGCUCGUCCGCGAUUACGUCUCGCAGAUCAACGGCUGGCUGGACCAGAUCCGGCCGAUGGUCCAGCAGCACCAGGAGGCUCUCAAGCAGGCGCAGGAGAUGCGUCAACGCGAGGAGGAGGAGAGGCGCAAGGCUAGGGAGGAGAAGCGCAAGGCGCAUGAGGAGGCGGAGGCCCUGGCGAAGACACAGCUGGACAAGGCGAAGUGGGCCCCGAUCGACUCGGAGCGCGUGCUCAUGUCGGAGCUGAAGUCGAUGAUGGAGAACAUGGACGAGCGCGUGACCGACCUCGAGUGCGGGGUCGACGACCUGCGCAACGAGGGUACGGGGGUCGAGGACAUCGUCCUGCAGAAGCUCGAGGAGCGUGGGUACAAGCAGAAGAGCGCGCCGCUCCGGGCGCAGAGCUCUAUCGAGGAUGGCGAGGUGGUGCCUGAGCCUCCGCGGUCGCUCAAGGAGCUCAAGGAGGAAGUCACGGACCUCAGGACGCGCUUUGAGAAGGCCAACGGCGACGUCGCCAAGAGCAUGGAGGAGCUCGAGGCUCGCAAGCAGCGCGGGCUGGCGCAGAAGCGGGACUACUACGAGCUCGCGCGGGAUAACGCGAGCCUGAGCCUGAAGGUGGACGAGCUCGUGAAGGCGGACAAGCAGAACGCAGAGCGCUGCGCAAGCAACGAGAAGGCGAUCGCGGAACUUCGCGAGAUGCUGGAUAAGCACGGUGCCGCCCAGCCCCCUCCGAUCCCUCCCCAUCCCACCGCGGAGGACAUCACGGAGAUGCUCAGGAAGCCACUAUUGGACGAUCUGCUCGCCGUCGCCAAGCGGGCGGUGGACCGCCUCAAGUCCGGGGUGGAGGAGAGCAUGAAGACCAACGAGGAGCUCAUCUGCAGACAGCUCUUCAUUGUCCUUCAGCCCGCGCUCGCCAUGGUCGAUACUGUCAAGCCUGUGAUCGACCGGUACCCGGACCCGCAUGCGCAUCCACAGACGCAAGCUGUGGUACAGCAUUCAUGAUUCAUCUAUGCGUUUCGUUUCGUGUCCCUGUGUGGCUGGGGUGUUUAUUAUACUCAUGCAGGUAUGCUUCCUGUGUAGGAUUGUAAUAGGCUUCGCUAUGCCUGUGUAGAUAUGUCGCGAUUGUUCUCCUUGCUCCAACCAUCACCACAUCGCGACGACUGUUGUCUCUUGUACUAUCUCAUGGUCAUCUGUCCUGUAUUGUCGUCGCAUCUGUAUUUGCUGUUUAUAUCGCUACUGUUCCUCCUCAGCACGGACUCUAUUUCCGCACGCGGAUUUUUGCCACAUAAUGGGUCUGAUGUACAUAUUGAGUGACCCGCGAUGUGUCGUUCCAGUCGCACAACACUUUCC